Arachis stenosperma is the source of this 450-nucleotide messenger RNA. RefSeq lists its product as uncharacterized. Bases 1 to 450 code for a protein of 149 amino acids. The transcript has a single exon. Lineage: Eukaryota; Viridiplantae; Streptophyta; Magnoliopsida; Fabales; Fabaceae. The record is from RefSeq and is a predicted model, not a curated record.
AUGGAAAAAAUGAUGAAACAUCAGGAGAUGACCAGCAACAAUCAUGAAGCCUCAAUGAGAAACUUAGAAAGGCAAAUUGGUCAAUUGUCCAGGCAAGCAGUGAUUGAGAGACUAGCCAGCUCACUCCCAAGUGAUACCAUUUCAAACCCCAAAGAGGAAUGCAAAGCCAUCCAGUUAAGGAGUGGAAGAACCUUGGUGAAAGACAAAGAAACUAACAAGAAGCUUAUGGAGAAUGAAAAGGCUAGUAGUGAGAAAGAUGAAGCCAACAACAAAAAGAAAGACAAGCAAGAACAGGAGAAGCUUAAAGAGAAAGAUGAGCAUCUACAAGCUUCAAGGAAAGGGAAGCAAGUAAUGGAGGAAUCAUCACAAGAACAAAGGAAGGUGGUGAAGGCAUACACACCUCGUUUGCCAUAUCCUCAAAGGCUACAAAAAGAGCUCAAGGACCAAUAA